Molecule: messenger RNA, 10541 nt
Organism: Chiloscyllium plagiosum (whitespotted bambooshark)
Lineage: Eukaryota; Metazoa; Chordata; Chondrichthyes; Orectolobiformes; Hemiscylliidae
Gene: pdzd2
Product: PDZ domain containing 2
Molecular function (GO): protein binding
Source: RefSeq, a predicted model, not a curated record
UUCCUGUUUUUUCUUGCCUCUGUUGGUGACAGUAAAUCAAGAGGAAAGAAUUAGUUGAAGAGUUGAUCCACAAUUGCAGCAGUGGCUCAAUGGUUUUCAGCAUUGACAGUAUGUUGCUUUUGUUCAGUGAAGCUGCCUGCAUUCUGUGGUGCUGCAUCUGGACUGUAUUCUGAGCAUUGCAAUGUCGAAGAAGGCCUUGCUGAAGUUAAAGAUGACCAGCCAUUUUUCUUCUGAAAUGUUCCAGAUUACAUCCUGCCCACUGUCACAGCAGGGAAGAACAUCAUGACACUUCGAAAAAGAUUUGUUAAGUUAAAGUGAGAGAGCCUAAAUGGGCUAUCUAUAAUUAUCUGAAGAUUUAUGAUCCAUGUACAAGCAAUAUUAUCCACCAGUUGGAAUAAUGUGGAAAUGCUGAAGGAUCCACAAUGCCAAUAACUGCAGAAAGUGCUAAGCUCUAUCUCCCUCUCCUAGAACGCUGGCUCCAUGUUAAGUUGAGGGAAGAAGAGCAACCUCCAGGAUUUCAGCUAUGCCAGUCAGCCAUACAGAUGCUUUGUGAAUAUAUACACUUAAAUUUUGGAGUGGGAGGAAGUGCUGUGCAACCUGACCAAAAGGAAAGAGAAAAUUUUGAAAUUUGUACAGCUCACUUGACCCGAACAAAGGGAGAUGAAGGUAACUUUGGAAUACGUUUUGGGAACAUCCCAAUCUAUUGGGAUUCUCCAGGGAAUCAAGAAUGUGGGAUGUCAAGACAGAACAAAAAUAGCAAAGGCCCUGUGUUGGAUGUUGGAUAUAUCUGGGUGACAGAAGUCAAGAAGCAUAGUCCUGCUGCAAAGUGUGAGAAGAUAAAAAUUCGAGAUGAAGUGUUGUUGUUGAAUGGACAAUUGAUGGUUGGUGUAGAUGUUGCAGGUGCCAGUUACCUGGCUGACCAAUGCUGGAAUGGCGGAUACAUUUACCUGAUCAUGCUGCGUCGGAUUAAACGCAAAGCUCCUCUACCUCCUUCCAAUGGCAGCAACAGUGAACUCAGGACAAGCAGUAGCAGCUCGGAGGCAAGUGGAAGUCCCACACAGAACGGCAAACGGACUCGAAAAUUUGGUGUCAUCUCUCGUUCUUCCCUCAACCGAGAUAGCCAGGACAGUCGGGAGAGUCAUAGCUCUGAACAAGAGAAUGGAUAUCAUGUCUCCAUGGAGGCAGAAUGUUCAAAAGCUGAAGGGGUUGACACUCAUUGUGACCCCAAAGACUCUGAUGCAACUGUUGACCAGAAUACAGAAGAGCAAAUUGCUAAUGGAAUCUCUGCUCUAUCGACAACGCAUCAACGACCUCUACUCUCAGAAACUGGGAAGACAGACUCGAGACAGAGUGAAUACUCUACUCAGAGGGAAGGUUGCCAAAUAUGGAAGAUGCAUAUGGUGAAAGGUUCAGAUGGACUUGGUAUUCAGAUUACAGGAGGUCGGGGAUCCAAACGUUCACCUCAUGGCAUCAUUGUUACAUGUGUUGAAGAAGGAGGAGCAGCACAAAGGGAUGGGAGACUGAAAUCUGGUGAUGAACUGCUAAUGAUUAAUGGACAGUCACUGGUUGGACUCUCUCACCAAGAGGCAGUUGCACUACUUCGAUCAGCAGCAGGACUUGUACAGCUGAUUGUUGCAAGCAGGGAUGAAUCUGAAAUCCAUUUCCAGAAGUUCCCCUCUACAAGUUUACCUGAUUUGGUGACUAACUUUGUGGUUGCUGAUAACUCCCCUUCUCCUACAGAAAAUAAAGAGAAUGUAAAACCAGAGAGUGAAGAUGCAGCUGCUGACUGCCAAGUGCAUCACCAUCCUGAAAGUGCUUCAGAAACUGAGAAAGGCGAUUACCAUGAGCGUGUAGAAAUGCCUCAGUUCAGUUGUCGAAGUCCAACACCAGGCGGCAGUGUAACAAAAUUCAGGAGCAGAUCUCAAGGCGGAGGGAGCCGCUUAGAAUCUGUGGGUGAAGAUGAUGAGCUGAUAGUGGAAAAUGGUGAGGCAAGUUGUGACAUGUUAGAAAAGCCAGCGCGAGGAGGCCGCAAACAUUCCCUUCCUCAGCAGCUUGAUGCGAUCAGUAUUCGACAGGAUUAUCAAAUCGUUAAAAAGUCAGCACGUUCUUUAAGCACAGUUCAAGUGGAAUCACCAUGGCGGCUAGCUCAGCCGUCAAUCAUCUCUAACAUUGUCCUCAUGAAAGGGCAAGGAAAGGGUCUAGGUUUCAGUAUAGUUGGUGGCCAGGAUUCUGCUCGAGGCCGGAUGGGAAUAUUUGUUAAAACUAUUUUUCCAAAUGGUGCAGCUGCUGCUGAUGGAAGACUGAAAGAAGGAGAUGAAAUUCUAGAAGUUAAUGGGGAAUCUCUGCAAGGACUAACCCAUCAGCAGGCCAUUCAGACCUUCAAGCAAUUGAAGAAAGGAGUUGUGACUCUAACCGUUCGUACCAGAUUGCGCAGUCCUAGCCUUACUCCUUGUCCCACACCAACCUUAAUGAGCCGGUCCAGCUCUCCCAAUUCCAGUGGUGGAACUCCAAUCCCAGCGUCAGAAGAAGGUGACUGCUGCCGCAAAGGACCAGGGCCAAAAGAUCGUAUCAUAAUGGAGGUGACAUUAAAAAAAGAGCCUGGAGUUGGUUUGGGGAUUGGGGCCUGUUGUCUUACAUUAGAAAAAAGCACACCAGGAAUCUACAUCCAUAGCCUUUGCCCAGGAUCAGUUGCCAAACUGGAUGGCAGAUUGAGCCGAGGUGAUCAAAUUUUGGAGGUGGACUCAGUGAGCCUGCGGCAUGCAGCUCUGAGUGAAGCAUAUGCAAUUCUAAGUGAAUGUGGUCCAGGCCCUAUCAGCCUUAUUAUUAGCCGUCAUCCAAACCCAAAGGUCUCAGAACAGGAAAUGGAUGAGGUGAUAUCACGUACUACACACCGGGAGAACAUAAACAAAGAUGGACAACUAUCACAUGCCACAGGGUUAUCAUCAAAGAGUCCAUCACCUAGUGUGAAAUCCAAGCAGGGUGAUGGAUCUUCUCUCAGUUGGACAAUGAAACGUUUUCUGGAACCCACAAGUCGGCAAGGGUCACUGAGUUCAGAAACGGAACUCUCCCAGUACUUUUCCCACCAUGUUCCCAGCCAGUCGUCACUCUCAGACACAAUGUUAACAGCUUCCAGUGAGGAAGAACACCUGCGGCAGAAGAGCACAAGUAACUCUUUAGAUGACAGUGUUGUUUCUCCUCUGAAUUCAGUGCCCAAGGAAACUGGAGUGCCGAAGCCAGAGGUGUCCUCCAUGUCCCUCAGCAAUGGGAAAUCUGUUGUACCUAAGAACAAACACAUGGAAUUGGCUCGACAGGUCAGUCCAAGUGAGAGCCCCAAAUCCAUUCGCAGCCCUCUUCUACGGCAGAGAAGGGUCAUUUGCUAUGAUGACAUCAGUGAUGAUGAAGACUUUGUGAAGGUUGAGGAUAGCGCUCGACUCAAAAUGCUUCAAAUCACACAGAAGAUGCCCGAGGAAGACUCAGGAAUUAUUAUAGCCACAUCUUCUGUUGAAGUGGAUGAUUUAAGCCAAGAUGGUGAGUUGUUGAGAAAUGUCAGCAGCAAUGGUGCCCUACCUCAGUACGGCAGCUCAUUAGAGUCUGAGGACAGUUCAAUGGAGCAAAUGGUUGACUCUCCCUUCAUGCCACUUAAAUUCUUUGAAUCAUCCAGUUCCACUGACACUAAUCAUAGCAACCUUGUGAUCAAGGAGUCUCAGGUGGAGUCCAAGCGAUCACCCAAACUUGAACACAAAGCUGUCACUCGAGUGAAGAGCAUGAUGAGCAUUGAAUGCCCACCAAACCUCUUGAAGCAGAAGAAUGAGGAGCAUCAUUCCCCUCCCACCAAACCCACUGCAAGGCCACUGCCUCAUAGCAAAAAGACUGAGAUGGGAGACACCUCAGUAAUGUGCUGCACAGAAACAAUACAUCUCACACGGGAAAAAUCAGAAUCAUUUGGAUUGGAUUUGGAAAUCAAGGUUUCUCCUUUAAGAGUUCUGAUAAGAGGCUUACAACCAAGUGGAGCAGCUGAGAGAGAAUCUAAAGGAAAGCUUGGUCCCGGAGAUGAAAUUGUCUUGAUUAAUAACACACCUGUCUUCAGCAUGUCUUACCAAGAAACCUGUAACUUUGUGUACAACCUCCCACCUUCCAUCACACUCGAAGUACGCAAACCAAUAUCAGCUGUGGACAGAUUAUCAAGGCUCACCUCAUCAUCUUCCACAGAUUUGAAUUUGGUAGAACCUGAUACUGUAGAACUUGAUCAAAAUUUGGUUGCCAACAAAAACAGUGCACAAAUGAUGGAGGACUUCCUGCAGAACAGAACAACAAACUUGAAAGUGCAGCCUCUGGAAAAACAUACUGUGGACAAUGUAGUGGAGAACAAAGUAGAUUCACAGGAUUGCAAUACCUUGCUACACGGUAACAAACCUGACAUCCCAGUUACAGAUAUUGAUGAUGUUAUAAAUCAGCUAGAUUUUGCUGAGGGUGACAUCCCAAAUAGUUUGUCUUUGAAUUCGGAAAGGAGCCAAGUUGAUGUUGCUGCUCAUACAGUAAAAGCUACCAACAACACAAAUUGUAUCAGUAAUAAAGGUGAUUCUUUAAUAGAUAUCAAACAGGAAGUUCUUGACUACUCUGUUCUGAAUUCAGUCAACACAGGAAAAGUAUUUUCAGUAAACAAAACAUGUCUGACUAACUAUUCCAGAAACUUAAGAACUGAGAAGAAGGACAAACCAUUGGGUUUAACAGCCAACAAGGAAAAUAGGAAACAACAAUCUAUGUAUGCUGCUGCAGUAGACUCUGAUUCAGAGACUGAAUCUUUGGAUAGCCCUCACUCAUCCUGUACUAAAGUGGGUUUACCUGGAGAUGUUGGUUUCACUCAAUGUGAAAGCCUCAGUAUUGCAGAUUCAGAUACGGAAGAGGUUGAAAUCUGCUUCCAGCCUAGUGAUCAAGCUCAAAUAUCACAGCAAUGUGUGCAACCUCCAACAAAUCUGAACCAAGAGGUUGUGCACGAGAGUGAUUUGCCAAUGACUAGGCUUGCUCCAGAAACAAGUAAGGAGACAAUUUCGGCAGAUAAAAAGACAAAUUCAAAUCUGCCUUCCUCAUCCUAUGAAAAUGAGCAUAGUUUAAGCUAUUCCUCACCACCUUCCAAUUUUGAUAUGACGGGGAUAGAGAUUGCCAAACAGAGUCCAAUGCUAAACUCUGUGAAUCAUAGACUUGCUGAACCAAUCAAAUCUGAAAGCACAAGUAUCCUUACAGCUUCUUUUUUAAAUGAUUCACAAAAUAAACAAGUGGGAUUUGAUCCUUCUUCCAAGCAGGAUCUACCAAUAAAUUCUUUGGAAGACACAGAUAUGACCUUACAUAAUCAAAAUGAUUCAGACAAAGGCCAAUGUAUCAAAGAAGUCACUAGAGAAUUUGAUGAAAAAUUGGAACAUCACAGUGAUUCUGCCUUUUCUGUAUCAAGACUUCAGUCAGAAUCAUGUUUGGAAUUGAAUAGGACAGACCAUGAUUUUUCUUCAUCGCUAGAUUCCUUGGAGCAUUCUGAAAAAGCAGAAAUUACAAAAGCAAAUCAUGAUUCCUUGUAUCCAGUGCCCAAGCCCAGGUUAUCCGCUACAAGUAAGCCAAAUCUGGGUACUCAGGAUGUUGCGUUAUCCAUGAUUCAGGUCAGAAAAGAAAGACUGACUUUGUCAGGUAGUGGCAAAGAUUCUAGUCCCCCGCCACAAAGACAAAAUCAGUUCAAACAAUCCUUUGGCGCACAAAUUGUGAAAUCGUCCAUGCCACCUAGAGGACAAAAUGAAAGUGGUACAGCAUCUCAAAUGUGUACUAGAUCGAAGUUUCAGGACAAAGCCCAGAAGUUUUAUUCAGCACCAAAAUUAAAGGGGCUCAGCAUUAAAAGUAAAAACAAACCACCAUCUGAAACCAAUGAGAAGAAUGCAACAAAAUCUGAAGGAUUCAAAAAAUCAGAAACAUUGCAGAAAUGUUCAGAAAAGUUACCAGUUUGUGAUCAUCAAUUAUCAAAACUCUUCACUAAAAGAGCAUCCUUAAUAUGCAAUAUAAAAGCAAAUAAACAUCCUGAGAAAAAUAAAUCUGAAACAAAGAAUGAGAAAGAAGUCUGUAAUGUUCCUGUACAUUCUUUGGGAGAACAGCUUUCAGUGCAUUUACCAGUAGAUACUGGACUCCAAACAGGAGAGAAAAAUAAGGGUGAGACAAAGACCUCCAAUAUCACAGGUAAAGUGGAUUUGUGCAAUGAACAGCAAAGACAAGCUUUGAAAGAAGAUCCUAAAAACCAAAAAGAGACAGGUCAACAAUUAAUACUGGAUCAUAAAUUAAAAGAGAAAGAACCCAAAGAAACUGUAUGGAUUAAAGAUCCUCAUAAACCAUCUGGAGAAUCAGAAAAAUAUAGAAGUGAAGAAAGCAUUUCCCAAGUAUCCAGUGAAACAUCGGCUAAACUACAUAUAAGAUCUCCAGUAGAAUUAUGUGAGAAUGUUAACAUGACCAACAAAAAUCGGGAUAAAUUGGCUCAUGAAGCACAGAGAGUAGAGCAGAAACCUUUACAAAAAGAACAGGUGGAGGAACGUUUACCACCUUCAGGAUAUAAAUCAUUGGAAGACUCUACUGUUCUCUCUUCAACUUCAUUGCAUGAGGAUGAUCGUGAAUGCAUAGCAACCCGACGGAGCUUUAUUGAAUUAAAACUAACAUCACCUCCAUUGGAAAGAAAAGAAAUUAAUAACAUGGCUACCCCUACAGAGCUUUUAGAGCACAAGUCAAAGAAAUCGUCUAUAGUUGAGGAUAAUGCCCAGAAACCAAAAAUAGCUCCAAAACCUCCUGUGGGCUUUGAACAGAAUCCAGAUCAAUUAAGUAGUGAUGACACACAAUUUGAUAAGAAUCCAUCUGAAUCCUAUCCCAUUAAAACUUCUCAAAGACAGAAACUGUUACCGGAGAGAAAGGUAAUAUCAUUUGACACAUCACAAUUGCACACCACUGUUAAAAGUAUAGAUAAUGUUCAACCAAAUGUUGAGGCAACAGGAACCUUAAAGAAAUCUUUGAGUGAAGAAAAGCACUCCAGCACUGAUUUUAUCUUCUAUCAAAGAGACAAGGACAAAUCAAAUAUUGGAAGUUUAACAAAUGAGCUGAAUUGUCCACCAGAAGGAGGCUCUUUUUCUGUCAGACAGAGAAUUAAGUCUUUUGAGAGCCUAGCGAGCUUUGACAAACCAGUAAUCAGGAAAAUAGACACACAUUUUCUAGACUCAUCCUUUGUUAUUUGCAAUACCAACUCCUCUACCAAGCCAGCAAUAGGAAGGCGAAUAUCAGGAAGUGCAAUACCUCUAACAACAUCAAACAUUUCAUCUAUUCGAAACCUUGAUGCAUCACGUGCAUUGAGACGUAGUUUGAGCUCCUACACUGAAGGAAGGUCUGAGGUUGCCUUUCCAUCAUCACAAAUAGAAAAGUCUCCAUCUGGUGUGGCUUUUCUCAACUUUGAACCAAAUUAUUCGAAGAACCAUACUGAGGAAGUUAAAAAGGAAUGUGAGUCCAGUAGCGAAAGGUCUCAGGAGCAAGGCUUAAAUUCAUGCAAAGUUAACAACAGUAAAAGUAGAUCGUCAGUCAACCAUCGACCAAAUGCUUUGUCUAGGUCCAAACUGCGGGAACUGAGAGCAUUAAGCAUGCCAGAUCUUGACAAAUUGUGCAGUGAUUAUUCUAGUGAUCCAAUGACCCAGAGUUUUAAAACUGAACUGGAAGUCAAGCCAAGAACAUCUAUUGGUCUUGCUGCUGAAAGCCUUACAAAUGUGUCUUCUGGAACUGCUUCUGCUACCAGUGGUUCAGGUUUAGUGAAAAUCUAUAGAUCUGGAAUUCCUAAUUUCAGAUCAAAGAAUUCCUGGAAAAGCAGCAAUGGAACACUAGAUUCGUGGUCUGAUGAUGAGCUGGCAAAUAAUAAGAAUUUGUCAGAGAGCAAAGGCAGAAGUUGGUCAGUCAGUCUUGAAGAUUUAUCCCAUUCCACCCAGGAGAAACAGAAAUUACAGGCUGUUUUGUCCUCAAUAAUGGCUAAAGCAGAUAUCGAAAAAGUAAUACAGGAAGCUGAAACAGUAGCUGAGAAUAAGGAAGACAUUAAUAUCGUUGUGUUGACCAAAGAUGAAGGUGCUGGACUGGGUUUUAGUGUCGCAGGAGGGGUGGACCAGGAACAUAAAUCUGUAACUAUUCACAGAGUAUUUUCAAGAGGGGUGGCAGCUCAAGAAGGCACCAUUCAGCGGGGAGACUACAUUCUAUCUAUCAACGGAAUGUCUGUAAUAGGCACUACACAUGUAGAUGUGCUGAAUGCACUUCACCGGGCCCGCUUACAUAAACAGGCCAUCAUUGUCAUUAAAAAAGGAAAGGAACAGGAAGAAAUUUCUUCCAAGCCAGAUUUACCAAUUCCUAAAGGAAACCAUCUCACAGAUGGAAGAGAUGCGACUACAGAAAUAAUAGGAACAGGCAUGAAUGUGGACCUUAGAGGGGCCAUCACCAUAGAGUUGCUGAAGACAUCUGCUGGCCUAGGAUUCAGCCUCGAUGGUGGGAAGGCUUCAAUCAAUGGAGACAGACCUCUGUAUAUUAAACGAAUAUUUCAAGGUGGUGCUUCUGAACAGUCUGGAAGGAUCAAUGUCGGGGAUGAACUGCUUGCAAUCAAUGGAAAAUUCCUGAAUGGCCUUAUGCACUAUGAUGCUUGGAACAUUAUCAAGUCUGUCCCUGAAGGACCUGUCCAGUUAGUGAUUCGAAAAAUUAAAACAGUUUAAUGAUUGAGGUUUGUUCGGUGGAUUGGAGCACAACCCAUAACAUAGCUAUGCCAAAGUGAAAUGAAAAUCCUCAAAUUCCAUCAAAAUGACCUCUGUCACUGUUUUUCUUGAAGAAAGAGAAUUGGUAAAAAUAAUAAGACAGAUUAUAGCAUAAUUGUGUAUCUUCCAGAAUCAAAGACCUUUCCAUUACAAUAAAUCUGUGACAAGAGAAAGGUUAAAGGGAAAACAAAAUUCAGAGACUUUUGUUGUAUUCCAGAGCCGAGAUUGGAGUUCAAAUAAUCCAACACUAAGGACUUACAUUUGUUAAAUUCACCAUCGAUGCUUGCACACAACCUUUACCACACUUAAAAAUCUCAAAUCAAGCUUCUCAGAAAGUCGUUGCCUGAAAUGAAGUAGGUACUUUCUCUGUAGAAAGAUAUCUAUAGAGAUAUUUAGAAUCCAAAGCUAAGGAGCCUCCAGUUGUACAGUUGUACUGCUGGAGUUUACCAUGUUUACUUCCAAGCAGUUUACUGACACAGCAAUGGGAGACUUUGAGCUAAUGCAGUUUUGCUUACUUGCACAAAUCAAAGGACAAUAGUCAUUAGUUGGAUUUUAAAUAUCAGCCAAGUUCAAGGCAGGAGGAACCAGAAACUACCAGCAAACAACAUUCCACCACCUUUUUGUCCAGAGCACUGUGACACCACUGGUUGGAAAUUUGAAACAUACAGGAGCUGCUUGUCCAUUGGCAACCAUUCAUCUUUGAUCACCAGAAGUAACAAAUCUUGGAGCAUGCAUUCUCAAACAGGAAAUGUUACGCCUUGUAACGCCAGUUAUUUCAAUUUAUGAGGUCUCUGCAUGUGAAGAAAGCAUCAUGCAUCAGCAAUAAUAGUGUGAAUCUAGCUUCAAACAAUGUAAGAGACCCCUUUAUUAAAACUAGUUGUUCAAUAUAUUUCAGAACAGUGGGGCAAUGUUCCUCUUUAGGAUCCCAGCAAAAGAACUAGGUAAGAUGGAAGCUUUUUUCUUGCAUAGUGCCAUGCCAGCUGUUCACAAUCUUCCAUCCAUUUAUUCCAAUAGGCAGUAUAUUGUAAGCAGUUUGCACCCAGUUAAUGUGAUUAGGGAAUUGACUCCACUGCCUCAGUGUCUACAGGAGCAAAGGCUGUUUUUCAUUAGCAAAUGAUCCUGAGCAAUGAGGUACUUUUGUCCUGUAGUUAUCAAAUUAAAGCUCAAGAGGCAGUGAUCUGUGGUGCUUCAAAAGCUGAAAGGGAGUUUAGACUGGCAUGACAUGACAGGACUACUUUUUCCCUGACUCCUUCAAACUGGCUAAUGACAGUGUGACAUCAGGACAUCUCUUGCUGUUAAAAUGGGUAGCUUCAGUUGGGAAAUGUCCCAGCCCUCAGGACCUACCUCAGUUAAGUAUAUACUAAAAAGACUUCACUCCAUGAAGAGCAGAAGUACAAAAUAGUUGGGCCUCCAGUCCUGAAAGCAGAGCAUAGGAGACUAUAGGAGUAUAUGAGUGCUGGAGCAUAUGGUCUUUCAUACUGUCCAUUGCCAACUCAAUUCUGAAUGGCCCGGUAUUCACCCUGGGCAGAUUACAUGAAACAUCUAGAGAAGAAAAUUUCUAACAAAAUAACACAGUUGUCAUUUCUACACAUCUCUCAUUCUAGAAAUCCAUUCAAAGCUUUUAAAUCUCAGAUGGUUUAAAAAAUAUUUUAUUCACACACCACAUCAAGGACAACAAAUCAUUUAAUGAUUUGGAGAUGCCAGUUUGGACUGGGGUGUACAAAGUUAAAAAUCACAACACCUGGUUAUAGUCAA